Hypoxylon trugodes is the source of this 1811-nucleotide messenger RNA. RefSeq lists its product as uncharacterized. The coding region runs from base 335 to 1687 and encodes 450 amino acids. Lineage: Eukaryota; Fungi; Ascomycota; Sordariomycetes; Xylariales; Hypoxylaceae. The transcript has a single exon. The record is from RefSeq and is a predicted model, not a curated record.
CCCCAAGGCCUGGUUGAAUUUUUGCAAAUCCAAACAUACAAAUUUUUGCUGUCAGGCCAAUCGAACUGAUCAUCUACGAGGCUUUCAACUCGUUGACUGUUGCCGUGAACCAGUCGCCGUUGUAUCAGCCACCCUGGAGGCCGAUUACGUUGCACUAAGCUACGUCUGGGGUGCUAGCCCAGGUUCGUUGGAUCGAUUAGAUCCUGGGAACUGGCCAAAUGUGGUUUUGAACGCAAUAGAGGUUACGAGGCAGCUAGGUUUUCGAUACCUAUUGGUAGAUCGUUACUGCAUCGACCAAAGUGAAACAGAAGAAAGAGCAAAUCAGAUCUCAAACAUGCACUUGAUAUUUCAGCGGGCCGAGUUGACUGUAGUUGCUGCUGUGGAUAAUUUUGACGGCCUCUUGGGGGUACGAGGUGGUCGUCCUUCAAGUCAGCGUGAACGAGAAGUACAGAAGAGAGUGCAGCUAGGAGAUAUGACUUUGGUGACUGUUAUGGAUGUCGAACAGCUGAUCCAGGAAUCGGAAUGGUUCCAUCGCGGAUGGACUUUCCAAGAAGGCUUGCUAUCAAGAAGAGUCUUAGUCUUUACCGAUAGCCAACUCUACUGGAAUUGUUGCGUUAUGACGCAAAUGGAAAGCAUUUAUGUUCCUAUGAAGGUUUCUCAUAAUUCUGAUGGAUCGCAGUGGAGCGAGUGGAUGCCGUACGGUAUUUUUACUCGCUCUAGCAAAAGGGAUCUUCAAACAUCAACCGAAAGCCACACCGAAGUACAGGAGAACCCGACAAGUAGCCCAGACUCUGACCAAGACUCAGAUCAAGACUCUAGUGAAGACGAAGACGCGUUGAUGUACAGUGUAGUCUGCCGGGACAUUACGCAAUAUACUUCACGUAAGCUCUCAGAUACCAAAGACUCUCUAAAUGCGUUUAAGGGAGUCAUGCAGAUGUAUGUAGCUGGUAUAAACAGCAAUACUAGAUUCAUUCUAGGCCUGCCAAUUGUUAUAGGCCCAGGCCUGAAUGUGAACUCCGCCUUUGCUUAUGUUUUAUACGACUGGGACAGCGAAUAUGGUUGCCGUCGCAGCCACCUUCCAUCCUGGUCGUGGGCCGGAUGGGGAGCGAGGACACUCAUAGGUAUAUGUAGUGAGAAAUACAGUUACUAUAUCACGUACCGUUCGGGUUACGUCAGUUACUGUCCGGAGCUUAGGCUCGUCGAAGAUUUAGACGACCCUCGGGGAAUUCCCGUAGAAACUAUACUGGAAGAGACACGGUGCUUUGAUAGAUACGCAACUCUAAGAGUUGUGAAGCCCUACAAAAUCGGCAAGAUGCAUGCCAGCCUCAGGGUUAUGAUGAAUAUAUCACUAUCAAAGGAUAUUCCAGAGGUGCUACCUGCCAGGGAAGAUUUCGCUUUCGUGCUGAUUUCCUGUGACCAGGAAACAUUAACCGAACCCCGGUUUCUAAUUCUAGAGCCAAUAGAUGAAAAUCAACGCGUAUGGGAAAGGGUAGGCGCUGCUUCCGUGGUUCCGGAUUGUGCUGUUAUCAUUAGCAAGAGGGAUCUCAAAACCAUUUAUCCCGACAGCGAAUCCAUUCCUGAUGAUAGGAAUGAGUUGUGGAGACACUGGGAAUCACUAUCGACGUUCGUCGACCUAAUCAAGUUGGCAAAUUUGGUUCCUGCAGAAGUAGAUUAUUUCAUCAAAUAAAAAUCACGGUGUGGUAACUAGGUAUCUGGUUAUUUGAUAUGCUAAGACAAUUUCUUCUUAAAAACUUCCACAAAGCCAAUUGCAAAUGGUGGUUGGGGCUCAUACUGGGAGGGAAUUGUCUAGG